This is a messenger RNA of Darwinula stevensoni, 996 nucleotides long. The record is from the annotation of a GenBank genome assembly. NCBI's taxonomy places the organism in Eukaryota, Metazoa, Arthropoda, Ostracoda, Podocopida, Darwinulidae.
AUGUCCGAGGGGAGCAUCCAGGGAACGUGCCGGACGUUCUGUCCGGCCCGGGAGAGCGACAGACGGAGAAAGCACAGGGAGGUGCAUGCCUUGGAGAAGGACCCGGAGACGGGAGAUGUGAUCCUGAUCAAAGAGUACACGCGAUCCGGCGCCGGACGGGACAUGACGGCCCCGGCCGAGCUCCGCCCCGGCCCCGUUCUCUCUGACUGCGUGGUCCAUCUCAUUCAGAGAGUCUCGUCCAGAACAGACGCCAGAUUCCUCGACGUAUACGACUUCAUCUGCGAUCGCUUGCGAGCCGUGCGACAGGACCUGGUGAUCCAGCGCCUCUCUGGCGUCCACGUGCAGCGCGUCCUCGCGUCUUCCCUGCGAUUCCUCCUCAUGGCUGGCUACAGACUGAGAAAGGAAGACGGAUUCCAGGAGGUCCUUCACGCGAAUCAGGUGCGGGAGACGCUGAGCUGCUACCUGGAACGGGUGGAGAUAAAGAGGAACUGCCACCUGGAGGUCCUCGCCGUCGGGCUCGUCCUCGACCUCGACGAGGAACUCCCGUGGAUUCGCUUCCUCGCGAUGCGCGGAUCUCGACCGGAGGAGGAGGAGGAGGAGUUGGUGGGGUCGUUGGUGUCGCUCAAAUCCGCCUGGCUGAUGGAGAAUUUGCCUCGGAUGCUCCGGAUCGCCGGUCGGCUUCCACUGCUCCUCCAGUUGGCGUUCGGCUCGCUUCUCCCCGCGCUCAGGAGGAAAGCCCUGGAGACGCUGAACGCCGGCUUCAGCAGCCGCGGGGCGGGGGUGCCGCUGCCACCCCUCACGGCGGCCCUCGCCCUCCGGGACGACGGCGAGACGGCCCGGCUCCUCGCGCAUCACGGCAUCCCAGUCCGGCAGAACUGCGCUGCGUUUCGCAAGUCGGUCUUCGUCCACAAGCCUCCCCUUCCGUUGGGGACGCUGCCGCAGGUGGAGGCGGCGUGGGCGGAGAAAGACUGGCCCGGCUGGAUCCUCUCCAAGUGA